AUGACCGGAGCGGAUAUUUUUAUCGCCGGGGUUCGACCGAAUGGAUCAACAUAUGUGCAAGAUUUCCACGCAAAUGGAGAGACAAUGCCGGUCUUGGAUACUCAACAGGAUUGGAGGCUACUGGAUGCUUACGAAAUACAGGCAGAGAACAAGACAAUUUUAAAAUUUUCGCGCCUUCUUGACACCUGUGAUGAGCAGGAUUUAGCCAUUGGGAGCGACACGACCCGAAUAAUCUGGGCGCUAGGAGACAGCGAUACGAUCGCCUAUCACGGCGGGACUAACAGAGGGACAAAGAGUAUGAAUUUAAUCAAUCCCCAGAUACCCGAACUGGACCUGGCAAGCUUACAGAACUACGCGAUUGAUAUGAGUAUCAGGUUGCCACCGAUGGACACGGUUUACUGGUGUACACUCCAUAAAGGGCCCACUUUAACCAGAAAGCAUCACAUCGUAGCGUGUGACACGCUCGUCUACACGUGGGCAAAGGGUGGCAAGAUGAUGAUAUUUCCUGAAGAUGUGGGCUUCCCUAUUGGAGAAACGUCAACCGCACAAUAUUACAUGGUCGAAGUGCAUUACGACAAUCCGCAGCGGUUGGAGGGUAUCUUUGUCGAAACGGGAUUGAUAAUGCAUUACACCCCUAAAUUGAGAUCCAUCGACGCGGGAAUACUCGCUAUUGGUCAAGGCGUCGAUAUUUCGCUAACCAUCCCGCCUAAUCAGGAUGGUUUCAAGGUCGUGGGGCAUUGCAGUCCUCAAUGUACACAGGAAGCGCUAGGGCCCGAAGGAAUCACCGUGUUCGGGUCCAUGCUUCACUCACACAAAUCCGGCCGAAAAAUGAAGACACGCCAUCUCCGAGAGAACAUAGAACUUCCCUGGAUCGAUUUCGACAAUCCUUAUGAUUUUAGCUUCCAGCAGAACAAGGUUCUCCUUCAAACCCGUCAGAUUCUCCCCGGAGACCAGCUGUCCGUCGAGUGCACGUAUUCUUCCAUAUGGAGGAACGGGAAGCCCGUAAUCGGGGGACGCUCCUCGUACGAAGAAAUGUGCCAAAGUGUACUCUGGUAUUAUCCGAGAAAUCAGCUACAAUGCAUGUCUCGCUACGACGUGGAUACACAUUUGGCCGAUUUUGGGGUCGAGAAGUACCACAUCGUACGGGGUUUGUCGUCACUGCGAUACAUCGUGGACACACCGGCUCCCAUCGCGGGCGAUUAUUACGACCUGGUCGCCACAAAGUUUAAUUGGACAUAUGGCUUUUUACGCGCGUAUCAGGAAGAAAGAUUAAAUGGAUCAAAUGUCACAAUGUGGCGGGAAACAAAGACCUACAAGAUAUCCGAAAAAUUUAAUCGAGUAUUUUCCAAAUAA
Messenger RNA from Folsomia candida, 1353 nucleotides. Its product is annotated as DBH-like monooxygenase protein 1. Lineage: Eukaryota; Metazoa; Arthropoda; Collembola; Entomobryomorpha; Isotomidae. The transcript has 6 exons. Gene Ontology annotation, biological process: octopamine biosynthetic process; dopamine catabolic process; norepinephrine biosynthetic process. Gene Ontology annotation, molecular function: copper ion binding; dopamine beta-monooxygenase activity. The record is from RefSeq and is a predicted model, not a curated record. Gene Ontology annotation, cellular component: secretory granule membrane. Bases 1 to 1353 code for a protein of 450 amino acids.